This is a messenger RNA of Arabidopsis lyrata subsp. lyrata, 2709 nucleotides long. Its product is annotated as lysine-specific histone demethylase 1 homolog 2. The record is from RefSeq and is a predicted model, not a curated record. Gene Ontology annotation, molecular function: protein binding; oxidoreductase activity. NCBI's taxonomy places the organism in Eukaryota, Viridiplantae, Streptophyta, Magnoliopsida, Brassicales, Brassicaceae.
CAGAUUCGAAAAUCGUAACCGAAGAUCGGAAAAAUAAGCUCAAGAAUCCGGGAGAUUUACCAAGGGAUUUCUCCGAUCAAUUUGGCGACGACGAUUUUUUAGGGUAUAAAUCUCCAUAAUCUUCGGAGGUGAUGAAGUAACUGAAGUUGAUUAGUGUUAAACGAAAUGACGAUGGGAUUAGGGUUAAUGUGUUUCUAGGUAAAACGACGCGGAGGUGAUUUGGUGACUAAAUUGACCGGAAAUGGAUGCUCCGGCGUUAGAUCGAACGGCUCCGAGGAGGAACAGGAGGAAAGUAAGUAGGAAGAACUACGACGAGAAUGCGAUGGAUGAUUUGAUUGAGAAGCAAUUUGGUGGAAAUUCGAAGAAAAAGUACAGGACGAAGCAAGAUUUGGAGAAAGAAACUGAGACUGAGGCUCUGAUAGCUUUGUCCGUAGGUUUCCCAAUCGACGAAUUGCUUGAAGAAGAGAUUCGAGCUGGAGUUGUAAGAGAAUUGGGCGGGAAAGAGCAGAACGAUUACAUUGUUGUUCGGAAUCAUAUAGUAGCUAGGUGGAGGAGUAAUGUUGGGAUUUGGCUACUUAAAGAUCAGAUUAGAGAAACUGUGAGUAGUGACUUUGAGCAUUUGAUUUCAGCUGCUUAUGAUUUUCUCUUGUUUAAUGGAUACAUCAAUUUUGGGGUUUCUCCAUUGUUUGCUCCUUAUAUUCCUGAAGAGGGUACGGAGGGAUCAGUCAUUGUUGUUGGUGCUGGACUUGCUGGUCUGGCUGCUGCAAGACAGCUUUUGUCAUUUGGGUUUAAGGUUCUUGUUUUAGAAGGUAGGAGUCGUCCUGGUGGACGAGUGUACACUCAGAAGAUGGGAGAUAAGGAUAGAUUUGCAGCUGUUGAACUCGGUGGCAGUGUAAUCACGGGUUUACAUGCGAACCCACUUGGAGUUCUUGCAAGACAGCUUUCUAUUCCUCUUCACAAGGUUAGAGACAACUGUCCUUUGUAUAAUUCAGAGGGAGCACUUGUCGAUAAAGUAGCUGACUCCAAUGUUGAGUUUGGUUUCAACAAACUGCUUGACAAGGUCACCGAAGUGAGGGAGAUGAUGGAAGGGGCAGCUAAGAAGAUUUCUUUGGGUGAAGUCUUGGAGACUCUUAGGGUACUGUAUGGUGUAGCUAAAGAUUCAGAGGAAAGAAAACUUUUUGACUGGCACCUUGCUAACUUGGAAUAUGCUAACGCUGGGUGUCUUUCGAAUCUUUCCGCUGCUUACUGGGAUCAGGAUGAUCCUUACGAAAUGGGUGGGGAUCAUUGUUUUCUUGCUGGUGGAAACUGGAGACUGAUAAAUGCAUUAGCUGAAGGGGUACCCAUAAUCUAUGGGAAAAGCGUUGACACUAUCAAGUAUGGAGACGGAGGAGUUGAAGUCAUUUCUGGUAGCCAGAUAUUUCAAGCUGACAUGAUUCUUUGCACCGUGCCGCUCGGGGUCUUGAAGAAGAGAUCUAUCAAGUUUGAGCCAGAGUUACCUAGAAGAAAACAAGCAGCAAUUGACAGGUUGGGGUUUGGCCUUCUGAACAAAGUUGCCAUGCUUUUCCCGUCUGUCUUUUGGGGUGACGAGUUAGACACGUUUGGAUGCCUCAACGAGAGUAGCAUCAACCGAGGAGAGUUCUUUCUGUUCUAUGCCUACCAUACAGUCUCUGGUGGCCCUGCCUUGGUUGCCUUAGUUGCUGGGGAAGCUGCUCAACGAUUUGAGUGCACAGAACCAUCUGUUUUACUUCACCGUGUUUUGAAAAAACUCAGAGGCAUAUAUGGUCCUAAAGGUGUUGUUGUGCCUGACCCAAUACAGACGGUUUGCACUAGAUGGGGAAGUGAUCCUUUGUCAUAUGGGUCAUAUUCUCAUGUAAGGGUUGGUUCAUCUGGCGUGGACUACGACAUUCUUGCUGAAAGUGUUAGUAACCGUCUGUUCUUUGCUGGUGAGGCCACGACAAGGCAACAUCCAGCCACAAUGCACGGUGCCUACUUAAGCGGUUUAAGAGAAGCCUCGCAGAUUCUACAUGUUGCGAAUUAUUUUCGCUCUAAUCCAAAGAAACCUGUUCAAAGAUACAGUGGAGUUAACAUGAAUGUUCUUGAAGAUCUGUUCAAAAGACCCGACAUUGCAACUGGGAAGUUGUCAUUUGUCUUCAACCCAUUAACCGAGGAUCUGAAAUCGUUUGGAUUAGUCAGAGUUUGUUUUGACAACUUUGAAGACGAUCCAACGAAUCGUCUUCAGCUUUACAGUAUUCUUUCCAGGGAGCAAGCUAACAAGAUCCAAGAAUUGGACGAAAGUAGUAAUGAGAGCAAACUGUCGUGUCUGAUGAAUACUCUUGGAUUAAAGCUAAUGGGGGCCAACUCAGUACUAGACACAGGUGGUGCGUUGAUCAGUGUCAUAGCUAACGCACGCAGAGGCAGAAGCAGGACCCAUGUUGUUGCAGGGCAAUAUUAUCCCUUAAACCAGCUGCAUUUUAAUUGACCAAUCGGCCCCAAAAGGUUUCUUGUUAUUGUUUUUGGAGUAUUCGGUGACUCAUUUUUGCAGAGAAAUCUGAACAUGUCAAGAGAGAAGUUCAGAUUCUCCACUAACCAUCACAUAGAUUCUUCUCUUUUCCAAUUUUUUUGUUGUCAUUUUUGGGGGCAUUACUUUUAUGUUUCUCAAACUGUGCAAUUUUAUACAAACAAUGAAAUAGAGAAUCAAUGUUUUCUGUC